AUGAGCAGGAGUCCAAGCCCCUUUAGUACGACAUUUGUGUCCCGCCCCUCGUCACCUACGAGCAUUCGCUCCGGCUCUAUCUAUGGACGUAGGAACAGUGCCCCUAUUUAUGACCCGGACGUUCCGCUUGACCAUAUGGAUGAUAUCACGGCGCCCUGGGGCCGCUACCAGACUCCUGAGCAGAUGCAAGCUUCUCCCUUCUACACUCGGAUCUCUAUCCCGGUCAAUCCGAGCAGCGUUGAGCAAUGGCGCGUCCAGUUCUGCAACUCCUAUCGCAACCACAUCGAUGCCGUCCUUCCGAGUGUCAGUGAUGCCAGUUUCACGCUCUCCUCUGUGCAUCCCAUUCCGCACCGCUAUCUACGCCAUCUCACGGUUGAGCACUUGUACUAUCUAUAUGAGUAUCUAUUUGAUGAGCUGUGGGAAGAUCAUAACCAUGGUGGCGAGUUGGAUGAGCGGGUUUCGGAGACACUGACGAGGAUUCGGGAGUUGGUGUUAGAGAGGGACGACCGGGCCGUUGUUUCGGAUGCGCGGAGGCGCAUGCGCAUGCUGAACGGGAUGGAUAGGAGGGAUAAUAGUCCGGCUACGACUCUUAUGGAUGUUGGAACGCAGACUGAGGAGGAUAGUGCGAUUGCACCGGACUCUGACCAAGCUCUGGAGCGUUCUAUUAGCAAUUCGGACUGA
Molecule: messenger RNA, 681 nt
Organism: Trematosphaeria pertusa
Lineage: Eukaryota; Fungi; Ascomycota; Dothideomycetes; Pleosporales; Trematosphaeriaceae
Exons: 2
Coding region: 1-681 (226 amino acids)
Source: RefSeq, a predicted model, not a curated record